Scatophagus argus is the source of this 759-nucleotide messenger RNA. Its product is annotated as pterin-4-alpha-carbinolamine dehydratase 2-like. The record is from RefSeq and is a predicted model, not a curated record. Bases 185 to 607 code for a protein of 140 amino acids. The transcript has 4 exons. Lineage: Eukaryota; Metazoa; Chordata; Actinopteri; Scatophagidae. Gene Ontology annotation, molecular function: 4-alpha-hydroxytetrahydrobiopterin dehydratase activity. Gene Ontology annotation, biological process: tetrahydrobiopterin biosynthetic process.
UAUUUGUAUUAAUUUUGACAUGAUGACUGAUUGGAGCAUCACUUAACCAGAUUCCCAUGGAAAAUAUUGAGAUUUUAAUCAGGCAGGAAACUGAACAGCUAUUGAAAAGUGUGAGAGGACAUGAGAGGGCAGACUGUAGAAGAGGUGGCAGUGGAGUAAGAGGACAGCCUGUGAAACGCUGGUUAUGUCUGGGUUAAUGUUUAGCCUCAGGACGGGCAGCUCACGGCCCGGCAACCGUCUGUUCAGACUGAGCAGUCUGUGGCUGCCUCCGCUCUCCAAGAACAACUCGUCGAAAAUGUCGUCAGAUUCCCACUGGCUCUCCCCUGCAGACCGGGAACAACUAGUGACGGAGCUCAGGGCCACAGGCUGGGUGGAGGUGGAAAACCGCAAUGCCAUCUUCAAAGAGCUUCACUUUAAAACCUUCAACCAGGCAUUUGGCUUCAUGUCACGGGUGGCUCUGCAGGCAGAGAAGAUGAACCAUCACCCAGAAUGGUUCAAUGUUUAUAAUAAGGUCCAGAUUACAUUGACCACACACGACUGUGGAGGACUGUCAAAACGGGACAUCAAAAUGGCCAAGUUUAUCGACAAAAUUGCUCUAUCGAUGUAAAGUUUCAGUUGUUUUUUUCCUGCUUUCAGUCACAAAAAAAUACAAUCAAAUUACAAAUCUGUGAAAGAUAUUUUAUUUUGAUGCUUGUAUUUUGUUUGCAGCAUAUUUUGUACAAACUUUCUCUAGCAAUAAAGCUUUCAUUUUAUAAAUCA